Molecule: messenger RNA, 600 nt
Organism: Dermatophagoides pteronyssinus (European house dust mite)
Lineage: Eukaryota; Metazoa; Arthropoda; Arachnida; Sarcoptiformes; Pyroglyphidae
Source: RefSeq, a predicted model, not a curated record
GAUUUUAAAAUCAACAUUAUUCUAACAACAAAAAUUCAACCAAAAAAAAAGAUUUUGGUUGAAUUUUUGUUGUCAUCAAAAUUAUGUAUUCAAACAAAGCCGAAAGCGAUCGAACAUUUCAACGAAUUCAUAAUAAUCAAAUUGAUUGGGAUGGAAUACGUUUUCCAUAUAAACCUGUUUAUGGUAUACCGAAAUCAUUGAAUUGUGACAAAUCAAUUCAUGAAAAAUUUGAUCAAUGUGAACAUUCAAUUCAACUAAAAUGGGAAGUUAUUAUACCUGAUUAUUUUUAUGAAACAAAAAAUUUUUGCUGUUUUGUUUGGGAAACAAUGGAUUGUGAGAUUGGUGUAGUGACACAAUGUUCACAAGAAUAUUCGGAAAAAUUAGCAUCCAAUACUAAAGAAACAUUUACAAAAGUAUGUGCUCAAAUUGUUAGUUCUGGUUAUGAUAGUUCGUCUUGUUGGUGGACAGCAGAACGACAAAAACAUGCAAUUAUUGCAGCCAUUGUUAUAGGUAUUAUCCUUGCAGUAAUUAUAAGCGCUUCAAUAUAUGGUUGUGUUCAUUGUUAUCGUAAAAAAGCUCCUGCAAAACUGUGAGUAAAAU